UAUAUAAAGAUCGCCGGGAGUUUCCGAAAAAUCACAUUCAGCCAUCAAGACUGAACAAUGGUUAACAUGAGCUAUCACAAAUCUUCACUAAAAUAUCUACAUUUUCCAAACUCUAGACAGUCGAGAAGGCGAACAAAUAAAAGAAAAAGGAAUUGUUGGGACAAGUUAUCUCCAACAACAAAUUGGCAGACUUGAUUAAAAGAGACAUUCCGAAGGUCCAGUGUGAACUGUGUGGCCGAGUAUCUGUGCGUUGCGACUGAGUGGGGAGAUGACUGCUGAGUGGCUACACCUGCCCCCGCCGUAUCCUCCCGGUGUGGGCCCACUAUGUGGUGCAGAGUUGGAGGCGUGGUAUGAGGACCUGCAGGAUAUUCUGGGCUCCGACACGGGUGGGGCAAAGCUGGCGCGCGCCCCCCCAUGCACAGAGAGGGAGCCAGAGUUCCUGGACGUUCUAGAGAGUUGCUCCCUGACGUGGCUGACGGAUGGAGGCCAGUCAUGGAGCGAAGGGGUCCAGAGGGUGACCGAGGAAACCCACACCACCCAGCCUCUUCAUCACACCUCCCCUUCAUCCUCCUCGUCCUCUUCCUCUUGCCUAAGUCCAGCGGUGGCGGAAGAGAGGCAGGCAGAGGGCGACAAGGGUAGAGAGGCAGAUGGCUCUGGGGGAGUUGGAGGGGGUGGAGGUGACCUGCUGCCCCCGGAGUUCUUUGAGUUGCUCAGCGAGGGAGGAGUGGGAAUGGUGGAUUCCCAUGGAGCGGUGGUUGGCAGCACUUACCACCACCAUCACCACCACACUCUCUCCCAUCACAACCAACAUCAACAGACCAACAUCCACCCUGCCUCUCCCUCCGCCAGCGAGGAGGACCUGCCUCCUUGUGUUCCUGGUUCUCCAUCUUACUCUUCCUCAGCCUCCCAGUCGCCGUCUCAGAACUGCUCCUCCCCCUCCUCACCCGUUUCUUCCCCAUCAGCCUACCCAUCUGCCCGACUGGGAAAGCGUCGGAGGAGCACCAGUGAGAGGGGGGACGCUGCAGGCGCCCGGUCCACCUUUACCUCCCCGGGCCAGCAGCGCUUGUCCUCGUCCCCCUCGUCUGCCAAGAAGAGCCGGAAGGAGAGGGAGCAGGAGAAUGAGAGGAAGGUGCAGGAGUUGACGGAGCAGAACGAACGGCUGAAAGCAGAGAUUGAGAGGCUGGGAGAGGAGGUACAGCGGACACGUAGAGCCCUGAUAGAGAGACUAGUCAACACCAGGAAAUGAGAACAGGAUAGCAAAGAGGGGAGGAAUUUAGAGAUGGGGAAAAAUAAGGACAGGUCCUAUAAAAUUGAAACAAGCAGUGGUAGGGAAAGGUGUAAAAUGGUUGGAUGUAAUGCUUCUUUUGGUGAAGACUGAAACCAAAGCUUUUUUUUGAUGAACUAGAUCUGAAAUGACAGAAGGGGCAAAAGACAGUGAUUGAAGGAAAGAAAAAUGAAAGUCAAGCUAAGGAAAGCCACAGAGAGUAGGAGUUGCAGUGCCAUUGCGGCAAAUGUAAAGAGAGAAACUGCAUGUGAGGGAAAUUAAGAAAGGAAAGGUUGGAAGAAGAUUCAUGCAAUGCUAUGUGAUGAAAUGUGUUAUGGUGUUUUCUUGAACGCCUACAGUCAACUUGCAUCAAAAGCAUUGCAAGGUUUAGCAUCUGAGCAUUUAGCAAAUUUGUACGUAGAACAGAGGAAAUUGUUUUUUAAUGUUGAGAGUGCAUUUCACUAUCAAACCCUUCCUACCAUUUUGCAAUAAAUUAAUACUUGUCCUUUAAAUGGCUGCAACCUGGCUAACAGAUAUUGCUUGCCCCAAUUUGUGGAGAGUUAAGGACCUCAGGAAUAAUUUGAAAGUGCCCAGUGCAGUGUGACCAUGUGAGAAUGAUUUUCGGGUGUGAAAUGACAGUUUCUUCUUCUUCUUUUUUUUUUUUAAUAACCCAUUGCUUGUGUGUGUGUAUGUAUUAAGAUACGGCAAGUAGGACCCGGCUAUACUUUCCAUGCUGACCUUUUUCUAUCAAAAUGUAAAUUAGUGGUAGUAUUACCAUGUGUAUAGUUCUACCCUGAUUUACUAUUUUUAUAACGUCUUGUAUUAUAUCCACUUAUACUGUAACAGUUCAUACUGUAAUAUACAAACAUACUCUAUCCAUGUAUUUUUCUCAUAGUUACACAUUAAUUGUGAUUUAGGAUAACUUGCAUGGCCUUUUCUAUCGAUUGCAUAUACAUGUAUUUUAACACGGCAUUUAAUCUGUUCCUCAAUGUAAUUUGCAAUAAAAAGAAACCAUUGGCAAUUUUCA
Molecule: messenger RNA, 2291 nt
Organism: Lampris incognitus (smalleye Pacific opah)
Lineage: Eukaryota; Metazoa; Chordata; Actinopteri; Lampriformes; Lampridae
Gene: ddit3
Product: DNA-damage-inducible transcript 3
Exons: 4
Coding region: 269-1246 (325 amino acids)
Biological process (GO): negative regulation of transcription by RNA polymerase II; positive regulation of intrinsic apoptotic signaling pathway; ER overload response
Cellular component (GO): cytoplasm; CHOP-C/EBP complex; CHOP-ATF4 complex
Molecular function (GO): protein heterodimerization activity; transcription factor binding; RNA polymerase II cis-regulatory region sequence-specific DNA binding
Source: RefSeq, a predicted model, not a curated record